Molecule: messenger RNA, 5531 nt
Organism: Sceloporus undulatus (fence lizard)
Lineage: Eukaryota; Metazoa; Chordata; Lepidosauria; Squamata; Phrynosomatidae
Product: macrophage mannose receptor 1-like
Exons: 30
Coding region: 137-4504 (1455 amino acids)
Molecular function (GO): signaling receptor activity
Source: RefSeq, a predicted model, not a curated record
AUGCUCUCCCUGAACUAUCAGUUCUCAGAAAUGAGCACAGCUUUCCUCCUUGCUGGCCUUAACAAGAUAUGGUACAAAAAGAACCCAUUCCACAGCGUAGUCUGGAGGAAGGGAAGCCAACAGUAACUCACUUACAAUGAUUGUUCCUUUGCUGAUGGUUUUUCUUUCAGUUUGUCAUGGUGCAGUUUCACUAGUGGAUACAAGUAAAUUUUUAAUAUAUAAUGAAGACCACAAGCUUUGCGUACAUGCUGUCAGUUCAAGCUACGUUACUGCCAGUACCUGUAACCAUGAAAAUGAAGAACAAAAAUUCAGAUGGAUUUCCAGUCACCAACUAAUGAGUAUCUCUUUGAAGUUAUGUUUUGGAGUGUCUUCAAAGAUUGACUGGACACCUAUUAGUCUGUACCCUUGUGACUCAGAAAGCAAUCUCCAAAAAUGGGAAUGCAGAAAUGAUACGCUUUUUGCCAUCCAAGGAGCAGAUCUUUUUUUCAAUUAUGGUAACCGUAAUGAAAAGAGAAUUAUGUUGUACAAAGGAUCAGGCGGAUGGAGUAGAUGGAAGGUCUAUGGAACCAAAGAUGACUUGUGCUCCCGGGGCUAUGAAGAUAUGUUUACCUUGAAAGGCAAUGACAACGGAGCACCAUGUGUAUUCCCUUUCCUGUAUGGCGGCAACUGGUAUGCCGAGUGUACAAAUGUUGCCAGGUCAGAUGGCCUUCUGUGGUGUUCAACAACGAGAAACUAUGAUACGGACAAAAAAUAUGGCUUUUGCCCAGUGAAAUCUGAUGGAAUGCAGCAGCUAUGGAAAAAAGACCCUUUGACAGAUAUGCAAUAUCAGAUAAACUCAGAUGCUGCACUAACAUGGUACCAAGCUAGUAAAAGUUGUGAGCAACAAAGUGCCCACCUGCUGAGCAUCACAGAGCUUCAUGAGCAAACAUGGCUGACAGGGUUAACUUCCAGUUUGACUACUGAACUCUGGUUUGGUCUUAACGGUUUGGACUUCAACAGUGGAUGGCAGUGGAGUAAUGGCCAUCCUUUCAGAUAUCUAAACUGGGCACCAGGAAGUCCUUCUCCAGAGCCUGGAAAAAUCUGUGGAACAUUUAAUCCUGGUAAAAAUGGCAAAUGGGAAAGCCAAGAAUGUGGAAGGAAACUUGGUUACAUUUGUAAAAAAGGAAAUGCUCUUCCCAACAGCUUCAUUAAUCCUUCAGAACCAAAUGUGGCCAUACAGUGUCCUGAAGGAUGGAUAGCAUACACAGAUCACUGUUAUAAAAUCAACAGAGAAACCACUUUGUGGAAAGAUGCCUUAACUUUGUGUAGAAAGGAAAGUGGGGAUCUGGCAAGUAUUCACCAUGUUGAAGAGUACAGCUUUAUAAUUUCUCAGCUUGGAUAUAGACCAACUGAUGAACUGUGGAUUGGACUGAAUGACCUCAAGGUUCAAAUGUACUUUGAAUGGACAGAUGGGACUCCUGUAACAUAUACCAAAUGGCUACCUGGAGAGCCAACACAUGCUAGCAGCAAGCAAGAAGACUGUGUUGUUAUGAAAGGGAAGGAUGGGUAUUGGGCAGAUCAAGAAUGUGAUGUGAAACUUGGAUACAUUUGCAAAAGGAAACCAUUAAAUGAAGCGCCAGAGGAAAAAGAGAUGAUUCCAGAAGGCUGCCAGAGAGGCUGGAAAAGACACGGUUUGUACUGUUACAUGAUUGGAAAUGUAUUUGCAACAUUUGCUGAAGCAAAUCAGACAUGUAUAAAAGAUGGUGCCUAUUUAGCUUCUAUUGAGGACAGAUAUGAGCAAGCAUAUCUGACCAGUUUGGUUGGGCUUAGGUCAGAAACUUAUAUCUGGAUUGGCUUGUCCGACAUGCAAGAAAAAGGAACGUUCAGGUGGUCCAGUGGAGAACGUGUCAAGUUCACUCACUGGAAUUCAGAAAUGCCUGGACGGAAGCCAGGUUGUGUGGCUAUGAGAACUGGAAUUACAGGGGGAUUAUGGGAUCUUCUCAAAUGUGAAACAAAGGCAAAAUUUCUAUGCAAGCGCAUUGCGGAUGGAAUGACUCCCCCACCUCCACCAACAACAACACCGGCUCCCAGAUGCCCUGAAGACUGGGGUCCCAGUGAUGAGAGGGGUUUGUGCUUCAAGGCUUUCACAAGAAAAGAUGAACAAAAAUCAUGGGCUGAUGCUCGGAGUUUUUGUAUAGCUAUUGGUGGUGAACUGGUCUCCAUUAGCAGUUCAAAGGAAGAACGUUCUCUGCAACGCUACUUAUCGAACUUUGGAUACUCCAAUGAGCAUUACUGGCUUGGUUUAAAUUACUUAAGCCCAAUGGAAGGAUUUGCUUGGAGCGACGACUCUCCAUUAGGAUAUGUAAACUGGGGAUAUGGAGAACCCAAUAAUUAUAAUGGAAUAGAACACUGCGCAGAACUAAAUGCAGAUGCUCGUAUGCGCUGGAAUGAUGUGCACUGUGACGAAUUAUACUCUUGGAUAUGCCAGCUCAAAAAAGGAUUGGAACCAAAACAAGAACCAACAAAUCCACCUUCGCCAAAAUUUGAAUUUACCACUGAUGGUUGGCUCAUUCAAGGAGACAAGCAGUAUUACUUUGGCACUGAUAAAGUUCCUAUGGAAAAAGCACGGGAAUUUUGUAAGAAAAAUUUUGGGGAUCUGGCUGUCAUUGAAAGCAACACUGAAAGAAGAUUUUUAUUAAAAUAUAUCUUGCAGAAUGACCAGGUGGACAGUUACUUCAUUGGUUUACAACUAAGUCUUGAUAAGGUGGCUAAGUGGAUGGAUGGAACACCUGUGCAAUAUUUAGCCUGGGCACCACAUGAACCCAAUUUUGCAAACAAUGAUGAAAACUGUGUAGUCAUUUACCGAAGAACAGGACUUUGGAAUGAUGUAAACUGUGGCUACCCAUCACCUUUCAUAUGUGAAAGACACAAAAGUUUGGUCAAUACAACAGCUGCUCCUACAACACCUUCUGUACCAGGAGGUUGUCCAGAAUCAUGGCUUCUGUUUGAAAACAAGUGCUACAAAGUAUUUGGAUUUAAAGAGGAUGACCAAAAAUCUUGGAAUGCUGCACGCUCUGUUUGUGUGGAUCCUGACAUUGGAGGGAACCUGGCAACCAUAUCUAAUGAAAGAUUACAAGCCUUCCUUACUUUCCAAUUAAAAAAUUUACAAACAGAUGCAUGGAUAGGAUUAAAUGAUAUUAAUGAAGAACACAUGUACUUGUGGACAGAUGGAACAGGAGUCAACUACACAAACUGGGCAAAAGGCUUUCCAUCAUCUAAUUAUGAUGGAGCAAUGGAAGACUGUGUUGUAGUGAAAAAUAGGCCGCUGAAAGAAGCAGGGACAUGGAAACAUUUUCGCUGUUCCAUUAUGAAAGGCUACAUAUGCCAGACCAAUACAAACCCCAAAUACUCUGUUCCAUCACCCACCCCAGUACAUCAUAUCUUUUAUGACAACAGUACCUACUUCAUCAUUGAAUCCAAAAUGACAUGGAAGGAAGCCCAGCAAAGGUGCCAAGUUCAAAAAGAAGACUCAGCCCUUGCUAGUAUUUUAGAUCCCUUCAGCUAUUCUGUUCUCUGGCUACAAAUCUUAAAGUACAAAAGCCCUGUGUGGAUCGGUCUCAACAGCAAUGUGACCAACGGACAAUAUACAUGGAUUGAUAAAUUCAAUAUGAAGUAUACGAAAUGGGCUGCAGGUGAACCAAAACAAAAUUUUGGCUGUGUUUAUAUAGACCUGGAUGGAGGAUGGAAGACAGGAUCAUGUGAUCAAAAUUAUCUUCCACUUUGUAAACACUCUCUUUUGAAAGCACCUACAGAACCACCUCAACAUCCAGGGAAAUGCCCAGAAUCAGAGGACAAGUCUUGGCUUCCUUUCCGUGGUCACUGUUACUAUUUUGAAUCUUCCGCUAGAAAGAAUUGGCCAAGAGCUUCUUUAGCUUGUUUACAAUUAGAUGCAAAUCUGGUUUCAAUAGCUGAUGCAGCAGAAGCACGUUUUCUAACAGAAAAUAUAGAACUUCUUGAAACAAAAAUCCGAUCAUUUUGGACAGGAAUGUACAAAAAUUUGAAUGGCAAUUGGUUAUGGCUUGAUAAUACUGUAAUGGAUUUCGUCAACUGGAAUAUUGGAGAACCUUCACCCCAGACCAGUGAAGAGUGUGUGGAAAUGUAUAGUUCAUCUGGAAUGUGGAAUAAUGCUUAUUGCAGUUCCUAUGCAGGAUACAUUUGCAAAAAACCAAAAAUUUUCGACAUGGUCCCUACUGAGAAGAUUCCAGAAAAACCUGCACAUAGAAAGGAAGAUACCGAACCAGCACCAUCCCACAGUAAAGCUACUGCUGUGGUAGUUGUUGUGAUUCUCAUUCUAGCAGGAGCUGCUUUGGCAGGUUACUAUUUCUACAAGAAGAGAAAUCAACACUUGCUGACAGAUGACAACUUUGAGAAUUCUCUCUACUUUAAUAGCAGCUCAGCUCCUGGACCUAGUGAUACAAAGGACCUGGUGUUGAAUAUGGAGCAGAAUGAACAUGCUGCCAUUUAGUCUGAUGAAAUAUAAUCUGUGUCUUGUUUAAUAAACAUAUGAAACUCACGGAGCACUCUACCAAACCAUUUUUUCUUUUACAAAAUAGUAAUUACGAGCAUCUCUGUUUCAGUAUGUUUAAUACUCAAACGAAACAUCAGUAAUUUAAUGUUGUACUCCCAAUAAUUCAACAGCUUUAUCUGAUGGCUAAAAUUUGAAGUAUACCUGUGGGGAACCAUUUCUGGAUGGGAGUAAGUGCUAAAAUAAUAAUAUUGAUAAUUCCCCCUAGAUCUUCAUUAUUCAUAAAAUGGUGGUGGAAAACUAAUUUUUUUACUGGAAUACUCAUUAUUUAUUUGUUUAACUCAAUGUGCCUUAGUUCCUCAAGCACCAGCAGAUCUGCACAUAUAAGUGUCGCUUUAUGAUCCAUAUUGCUAUGACCCCAACAUAUGGAGAAAGGAUUCACCAUCACAGAUGCUGUGAAUUGCUCAACAAAGUGCUGACAUGGUAUUGUCACCAGGGGGAGGUCUGUAGCUCAGUUGAACACCAUGCACUUUCCAUACAGAUGGUUCAGCCUAUGGCAUUGCCAAUUAAAAGACUGAAAGUCCGAGGGUCGGGCUAGAUCAGUGCCUGAGCUUUAUGAAUGAGGGCUUGGAAAAAUCUGUCUCUCAAAACAGAGGAGAGUGUUUCAUACUUCCAUGGGACUCCUAGACAAAACAGCUGUAUCUUUCAAGAGAUGUGGAAUAUUCUUUUCCUUUUGUUGCACAUUUAAACUUGUGAUUAAUUUACUUUGUCAAAACUAGCUGAAGCUGUUCUCUGAUAGCAGUUGAUGCAAUGUGAUAAAUGAGCAGAUAUUUUCCCAUAUAAAAUAAAAUAAUUAACAAUGGAUAGGUUUUAUCACUUGAACCCGUAAAUGUGCUACUACAGUAUAAAACUCAGCUGUAAAAUUCUUUUCCCCCACUUUGAUGCAAAAAGGCAACAUUGUUUAUGACUUUAUUUAAACCAUCUUUGUAUUUCUUUUAUAAUAAACAAUAAAAGGAGAUAUCUUUUA